Messenger RNA from Salvelinus namaycush (lake trout), 336 nucleotides. RefSeq names its product guanylin-like. Lineage: Eukaryota; Metazoa; Chordata; Actinopteri; Salmoniformes; Salmonidae. The coding region runs from base 1 to 336 and encodes 111 amino acids. The transcript is spliced from 3 exons. The record is from RefSeq and is a predicted model, not a curated record. Gene Ontology annotation, molecular function: guanylate cyclase activator activity. Gene Ontology annotation, cellular component: extracellular region.
AUGAAGACCAUUCUCUCCAUUGCUCUCAUGGUCCUGGCUCUCUGUCUGGUGUCUGAAGCCCAAGCUGUCAAAGUACAGGAGGGAGACUUUUUUUUCUCACUGGAAUCAGUGAAGAAGCUCCAGGAACUGACAGCAGAGGGCAGCAAUGUAAACAGGAUGCAGAAUCCUCGUCUCACCAGCACCAGCUUUGCUUCUGUCUGUGCUAACCCUUCCCUGCCACAGGAGUUCAUGCCCCUUUGCAUGAAGAGAGGGGCAAGCAUGUCUCUCUCAAGACUAGCUGCUGUGCCUAUGGACAUCUGUGAGAUCUGUGCCUUUGCUGCCUGCACAGGCUGUUAG